ACGAGAACAAACGACGAUCAGCCGUAAAGCAAGGAAAGCCCCUGGGACGCGCUGUGCUGCGCGGGGUGGUAGCUCGUCUUUCAGAGCCCCUCAGGACGCGUCGCGCGCUUCUACUUAAGGAGGAGACGUCGCUGCAUCUUCCCAUCCAAGUGCGAGUCGCUUACGUUUUCUACAGCCGGCGUCAUCUGCCCGCGUAGGUCACCUGGAUCUCCGACCAUCUAGACACCGCGGAGCCUUAAUUAAUUCGCCACACAGCGCCAUGCUGCGCGCCAAACACAUGGGAUUUAAGAGCGUACGUCGCGUAGAGGUGAAAGCUGAGACUACGACGCCUGGAGAGCUGCGCGCCACCACAGACGCGUCGGGCGCCCGUGUCAGCGCCUCACGCGGUCGUCGCACGCUACCGAAGCUCGAGUUCACAGUAGACGAGGAAGGUGCCGUGCUGCACGGGCCGCAACGCGGGUCAUACCCGUUCUAUGCCUCGUCGAGCAGCAACCCAAACGCCGUCACACAGACCGACGCGCCGUUCCACACGGCGCUGGAACGGGACCUGGCCGCCAGUUUCCAGGCGCUACACAUGCGUGACUUCCCGUCACCACCUAAUAACCAAGAGGACGAAGCUGCAGAGCAGGAAAUGGAGCAACAGAACGAACAGGAACGGACAGCUGUACCUGCGCAGAUGAAGGAGUGCGUGCUGAACGACACGCGCGCCACGACACUGGCACUGAAAUAUGACAAUUCGGUGGGCAAAUUUGUUUGCGGGUCGUCCAUCGAACGGUUCUCGGGCCACACGGGAGUGUGCAGAGUACUGGGCAGUAAGAAAUACCCCGUUACUGGCCACAGUUUGAGACUGGGCGAUCUAUUGAGGAUCGGAUCCGUCGGCCUCGUCGUCUGUGAACUGAACCGCACAAAUAGCGAGGAAACAGAGGAAUCCCUGACCAACGAGCAGUACGAGUACCUUAAGGAGAAUUAUCUUAGUCUCCCGUUGCAACAAACGUUCCAUCCGACAGAAAGAUCGCCCGACAUGGAGGACAGUGGAGAACACGACGAUGAUAAGGCCAUGCGCGUCGGAGGAGACACAUCAGAUGAAGGCGAAUCGGAGGAAGAUAAGGACAGAAAAGCAGCCAGAAGAUCCAGUGGAGAGGGAGAAGACAGCGCCGAUACGCGACACAAUAAUUUGCCACUUGGAGUGGCCGGCACGACCGGCAAAAAGUUCUGCUACAUUUGCUACGAUGGAGACGAAGACCCGGAUAAUAACCCACUGGUUGCGCCUUGCCACUGCAAAGGAGACACGAAAUACGUCCAUCUGGACUGUCUGCAGCGCUGGAAUAACAAUUUGGACGCGGAUGGGACCAAUCCGAAUCAGAAAGUGUGCGCCGUUACCAAUACCGACGGCCUGGAUGUGUGCAGCAUUUGCAAGGCGACAUACUUGACGAGCGUUCGACUAGAUGACGGCCGUGUGGUGUCGCUUUUGGCUAAGAAGCUGGCACCGCCUUACGUGACGUUCGCGGUCGUCACGCAACACGAGACGCGGAAUCGAUCGACGGCGCUGACGAACACGCGCUUCCAAUUGAGCUUCGCGAAUAUGCCGCGGAACCAGCAAUUUCUGACGAUUGGCCGGUCGACCACGAACAACAUGACGCUGCGUUACCGAACGGUAUCCCAACUCCACGCGAAGGUUAAAUUCCAGGAUAACCAUUUCGUGCUCUAUGAUGCUGCAAGUUCGAAUGGCACGAUGCUGUUUCUGAGCAAACCGUUGGAAUUGGAGUGGGGGAAGCCGAUGCACGUGAAGAUUGGACGCACUAUCCUGACGAUGAAGGCGAAGAAAAAGUGGAAAUGGGCAGGAACUGGCUCUGGAGACGAAGAAGAAGAGGAAAUGGGACGCGUAUCUUCGCCUCGUAUCAACGGAGCAUCCGAUCAUCGUCUUUCAAGCCCCAACUCAGCAGCGAGGGGCAGUGGAUUUGAUAUGAGUCGUAGCAGUACCAUUAACGACCCGAGCGCUGAGCUAGUGGCUCCGUAUUCAGGACAACUACCACGGACAUACACGGCGCCCAACGUGCUGAGCUCCCGGUUGAACCGUAGCGUGCUGUCCAACUCGUUGCAUUCUAGACCAUCACGCCAGCGUUCACUGUCGAGCACUGGUCCUGUGAUGCGUGGAGAGCGCGCUGACGCCUUGUCAGCGUUCCACAUCGACGAGCUGGAGCCCGAUGAGUCGGAUACAUUCGCCACACAAGAUGUUCGAGACCCGGAGCUGCUUGCUGCGUCCUCGAUGAGUUUCCGCGAUUUCGCCGCCGAGAAUGCGUCGCCCUCAUUGACAUCUCAGCUCGCUGGUGAAGGUAGCGUCGGUACAGACGCUUAUGGUCCGACACGGGAGCUGCCAGUGCAGCGGCGCGGACUGUACGACUUGGUGGACUCGUUGUCUGAACGCGGUGCGAGUCCCAUUGUGUCGACGCUGAGUCCUGCUCCGCGGCAAGAGUAACAACUGGGUUGGUGUUGUUGCCGUUUCUCUUCCCUUAGCCUCUGGCUGAUGGCUACGGCUUUCUACUCGUAUAUUUAACCACAGAAGGAUCGGCAGGAGCACCACACGUAAACCACCUCAAAAGACUGUGCACAUUGCAUAUUGCUCAUUUUGCUCAUUUAUUACUGCAGUAUUUCAAUGUUUGAUGGCGUCGUAGCUAAAACGAACGCCGAGAGCCUUAAAAACUAAACGAGAAGUUACGUUUUAGAGUAGUUGAGCGUGUUAACACGUCAACAUCGAAAACGUAUCCGAUCGACAUCCAUAGUUUGCCCGCAAACACGUGUAGUACUACUACGUAGUCAGAUACAAUUAAUUUUUUUAGUCACUGCCUUUUAACGAAGUCGCGUCCCAC
Messenger RNA from Phytophthora nicotianae INRA-310, 2867 nucleotides. RefSeq lists its product as hypothetical. Lineage: Eukaryota; Oomycota; Peronosporomycetes; Peronosporales; Peronosporaceae. The transcript is spliced from 3 exons. The record is from RefSeq and is a predicted model, not a curated record. Gene Ontology annotation, molecular function: zinc ion binding; protein binding. Bases 260 to 2476 code for a protein of 738 amino acids.